CUUUGUCAACCCACACCGUAACCGGCAGUUCACGCCGCCCGCCCACGAAUAGGAGUAUCCACAGCAUACGACGUGCGUUCUAGACGGGCAUGGCGUCAUUUCACACUAUGCUUAGCGCAUUCGUGCCUGCCAUCGGGGCGGCGUGGACAGCCGGGCGACGCUGGGUGGUGACCUAGUCGACUUCAUACUACGGAUCCGGGACGGACCCUGACGGCCGCGAUGCGGUGGUGACGGACAAAUAGUGAUCGGCUCGUCGCCACGGUAUAUUCUCCACUGACCGCUUUGGAGUAGAACUGACAGCUAGGAAUCUCAACACGUCAAGUGCGGCAGGCGUUUUCUCACUUCCUUCUCUUCCAACCCUGCGCGUUUGCCCCACUAUCAAUCCAACCCAUCUAGCGCCGCUUCUCAGAAAUUCUUCCGCGCGCCCUCUUCAGCAGCGCACCGCAGUCGGAGAGCCACCAUGGCCUCCACGCCCACCGAACACCCCUCCACAAUUUCUACCCUUCCGACGAGACAGAAACCGAUCCCCUACUCCUGCGUCAACGGGCAGCGCACCCCGCUCUCCUCCAUCCUUCCGCCCCUCAUCUUCGGCACCGCAACCUUCAACCACCAAUACAACUCCGACCCCUUCGCGCUCGACACCACCGGCCUCGUAACCUCCGCCCUCACCCACGGCAUCCGCGCCUUCGACACCUCCCCAUACUAUGGCCCGUCCGAGCAAUUGCUGGGCGAAGCGCUGGCGACGCCCUUCGUCCGCGAAACGUUCCCCCGCGCUUCAUACAUGCUCCUGACGAAGGUCGGCCGGAUAGGCGCCGAAGAAUUCGACUACUCCGCCCAAUGGGUACGCCACAGCAUAAAGACUAGCCUGGAGCGCCUGCACACUUCCUACCUCGACCUGGUCUACUGCCACGACGUCGAAUUCGUCUCCCCGGCCGAAGUCCUCGAAGCCGUGCGCGAACUGCGCCGGCUCCGCGACGAAGAUGGCACAAUCCGCUACAUCGGCAUCUCGGGCUACCCGCUCGACGUGCUGGGCGACACGGCGGAGCUGAUCCUCCGCGAGACCGGCGAGCCGCUCGACGCAGUGCAGUCCUACGCCAACUUCACGCUGCAGAACCAGGCGCUCGCGGGGCCCCGCGGCAUCCACCGCCUGCACGCCGCGGGCGUCGGCGUCGUCCCCAACGCCUCGCCCCUGGGCAUGGGCCUGCUGCGCCGCCAGGGCGUGCCCGUCGGCGCGCUCGGCGACUUCCACCCCGCGUCGCGCGAGCUGCGCGCCGCCGUGCGCGCCGCGUCUGCCUUCUGCGACCGCCACGCCGAGAAGCUCGAGGUCAUCGCUAUCCGCUACGCGCUCGAGACGUGGAUCUGCGCCGGCGCGCCAUGCGGCUCCAAGGGCGACCCCGCGUCCGGCGUGCCCUGGAAGCACGAGUCGAACUCUGACGUCGGCGGUGCCAGGCUCGGCGUCAGCGUCAUCGGCGUGUCGCGCGCGCCCGAGCUCGAGAAGACGAUGCUCGUGUGGCGGUCUAUCCUGGACGGGCUGGAGGGCGGCGAGGAGACGGCGGUGCAGGCGGGACGGUGGUACAGGGCGUGGGAGUGGAGCAGGAAUAGGCGGAAGGCGGUGCAGAUACUGGCAGAGGGCGUGCAGGAGGUUCUGGGCCCGUGGUUUGGCUACGCGUGGCCGAGUCCUGGGGAGGGCUUUGUCAAUCGGAGGAAGAAGGAUGUGAGGGUCGUGGUGGAGGAUGGAGAGGCGCCGUGGUUGACGCCCGCGGCGAGUCCGGAGGCGGGGCCUGUGGAUGGGGAAGAGGUGUGUGAGAAGGCGUUGCCGCUGAGGUGAUGCGCGUCUGUGGAUAUGUGGAGGGCGGAUGUGUGCGUGUUUGAAGCACUGCGAUUAGAAGGCGGUAUGAUGCGCCUAUCACGAAUCUCUUUGAAGCAUUUUACAGCUUCCCAUCCAUAGACGGAUCUCAGUGUAGAAUUGCGCUGUAUAGCGCUCCACCGGCGAGGUAUCAUUUCGUCACCCUUACAAUAUAUCGCAUCUUUCCCGAUUCAUAAGCGUUUACGAAGCAUCUGUCCUAUA
Molecule: messenger RNA, 2068 nt
Organism: Trematosphaeria pertusa
Lineage: Eukaryota; Fungi; Ascomycota; Dothideomycetes; Pleosporales; Trematosphaeriaceae
Product: Aldo/keto reductase
Exons: 1
Coding region: 461-1828 (455 amino acids)
Biological process (GO): dehydro-D-arabinono-1,4-lactone biosynthetic process
Cellular component (GO): cytosol
Molecular function (GO): D-arabinose 1-dehydrogenase [NAD(P)+] activity
Source: RefSeq, a predicted model, not a curated record